Messenger RNA from Fusarium graminearum PH-1, 1176 nucleotides. RefSeq lists its product as uncharacterized. The coding region runs from base 117 to 758 and encodes 213 amino acids. The record is from RefSeq and is a predicted model, not a curated record. NCBI's taxonomy places the organism in Eukaryota, Fungi, Ascomycota, Sordariomycetes, Hypocreales, Nectriaceae. The transcript has a single exon.
CUUAUCACUUACAUCUUUCUUCUCUGCAGUUCUCCAGAGAGAAGACAUCAGCUGGGAGCAUAAACCUCUCAGCCUUGUAUUGUUAGCAUCAGGCAUCACAAUAUACAGAAAGAAUCAUGGACCCUCCUAACAACACCUCUCGACCCCAAGAACCCCAAGGACCCCAAGUCACCGUCCCCAAGGAAAACACUCCCCCUCCGGCAUACACUCCAAGACGGAUCCCUUCCAAUAUUGCUUCUUUAGCAACACAACUUCUUGAAGUACGAAACUCCAUGGCCAACGCGGCUGGCCGUAUUCAAGAGCGUCAAACGGCCACCAUGAACACACCACUUUCUAGCACGGUCAUGGCCUCUGAUGAUCAAGAUCAAGAUGAGACAUCCGAGACUAGUUCACCAAUCAGCCUACGUAUCAACACUUCCGUCAAUGUGUCACGUAGCAACAACGUCGUCUGCUUGACUGCCACUCCCGCAGAGCAGGCCAAUGCCAUCGCCAAAGCAGUUGUUCAAGCUUUGCACGAGGGGAGCUCUGGACGCUGCGGCAUUCCCAUGAUCGAUGAGUCAGGCUGUCCCCGGCCAUUGAACAUUGAGGUCGAUGCUGGCCUCGUCGUUGAAGGCACAGGCAACGUCAUUGGAACCCGAGACAUCAUCGGUGAACUACUUCAGAAGCGCGGUACAUCUUCACUCCGACGAUCUCGUGAUGAGGUUGAGGAUGAAGACGAAGAAUUUGCACCAGCAAAGAGACGACGCUCAUGUCGAUAAGCUGGGCAGGAUAUAUCCUUGCAUAUUGGCACAAGUUCCACGAGACUUUGGUCCCGUUCGAAUUUAUUGUAGAUAACAGCUUCAUAAGCUGAUCAAAGAUCAUCCAUGCAAAGACAAUUUUAUAAGAGAGGUCAAAAAAGUAACUCGUUGAUGUUUUCAGCGAGUGUGGUGAAGGAGGGAUGACAUAUACGCAAGCGUUUCUUAUGCUUCAGCCUUAGACUCCUGUUUUGAGGAUAGCAGUUUUUGUACUGAACGAGAUUUACGGCCUUUUUGAUGAUGGUUAUAAGACGCAUGGGGUUUUGGGAGUUGGUUAAUACUUUGGUACAACCCGAAGGAAGGGAUGGCAACACACGGACAUGUACUACAUAUGGACAUUCAAGGGAAGAGACAAGUCAUUAAGCCACUUCCAAUUUCUUGU